This is a messenger RNA of Linum tenue, 432 nucleotides long. The record is from the annotation of a GenBank genome assembly. Lineage: Eukaryota; Viridiplantae; Streptophyta; Magnoliopsida; Malpighiales; Linaceae.
AUGGGUCGCGUCCGAACUAAAACGGUGAAGAAAUCCUCUCGUCAGGUCAUCGAGCGCUACUACUCCAAAAUGACGCUCGAUUUCCACACCAACAAGAAAAUCCUGGAGGAAGUCGCAAUCAUCCCUUCCAAGCGCCUCCGCAACAAGAUCGCCGGAUUCUCCACCCACCUCAUGAAGCGGAUCCAGAAGGGCCCCGUCCGCGGGAUCUCACUCAAGCUCCAGGAGGAAGAGCGCGAGCGCCGCAUGGACUUCGUCCCCGAGCAGUCCGCCAUCAACGUCGAGGCUAUUAAGAUCGAUAAGGAGACCAGAGAUAUGAUUGACGCUCUAGGGAUGGGCGAUAUGCAGGGCCUUGAAACCAUCGAUCCUGUCGCGGCUUCCACUGCCGGGUUCGGGUUUGGAAGAGGCGGCGGCGGCGGCCGUGGGAGGUACUGA